AUGCUGGCUCAGCGGCGCUCCCUCCGCGACACAGCGAAAGCCGCCGCACAAGGCCAACUGAGCAUGUGGCCCGUCUUCGCCGCCACGGCAUCGCAGUACCCCGACAUGAUCUGUAUUUGGACACGCGAACAGUCCUACACAUACCGGGAAGCCCUAGCCGCCGCAGCCCGAUACGGCCAUUUCUACCUGUCCAAGGGGGUACAAAAGGGCGACCUGGUGGCAUUCUACCUGCAGAACCGGGCGGAAUUCAUGUUCGCCUGGUUAGGGCUCUUGAGCAUCGGAUGUGCUCCGGCAACCAUCAACUACAACCUGACUGGCGAUGCGCUGAUGCAUUGCCUAUCCAUCAGCGGCGCCAAGCUGCUGCUGGUUGACCCGGAGGCUGAAUGUAUGGCUCGCAUCGAGGAGCGAAGGUCGACGAUUGAGAAUGAGCUGGGCAUGCAACUCGUCACUGUUGCCGACGCCUUCAGUAAUCAUUUGCUUUCGUUCCCGGCCUCUGUGCCGAUGGAUGGCCAGUUGGCCUCCCACGUCCCUGGCGAAUUUCCUGCCAUCCUCCUCUACACCUCCGGCACGACCGGCCUGCCCAAAGGCUGCGCCUUCACCACCUCCCGGCUCUAUGCCACCCAGACCAUUCGCAACAGUAACAUAACCAACGUGUCCGGCCCCGGCGGGGACAGGUGGUACAGCGCGAUGCCGUUGUACCACGGUACAUCAGCGAUCGCCAUGAUCAAUAACAUAGUUGGCGGACGAAGCAUCGCCAUCGCGCCGCGAUUCAGUGUGCGCAAUUUCUGGCCCGAUGUCCGGGCCUCUCAGGCGACGGUCUUCGUGUAUGUCGGUGAAGUAGUCCGGUAUCUACUGGCCGCACCGCCAUCCCCCCAAGACCGGGAGCACGGGGUGCGCAUGAUGUACGGGAACGGCCUGCGGCCGGACGUGUGGGAGCGGUUCCGGGAGCGGUUCGGGGUGCCGGAGGUCGGGGAGUUCUUCAACAGCACGGAGGGGAUCUUCGGGCUGUUUAAUCUCAAUCGCGGGCCGUUCACGGCGGGGUCUGUCGGGCAUCAUGGGUUGUUAUUGCGGACAAGUUUGAGAAAUACAUAUGUUCCUGUCGUGGUGGAUGCAGAGACGGGGGAUGCGGUGCGUGAUGAGAAGACAGGGCUGGUGAAGCGGGCGGCGUAUGAUGAGGGCGGGGAGAUACUGGUCAAGGUGCCGGAUGAGAAGGCGUUUCAGGGGUAUUGGAGGAAUGAAGCGGCGACGAAGAAGAAGUUCAUGCGAGAUGUGCUGACGAAAGGGGAUUUGUGGUAUCGGUCUGGAGAUGCGUUGAGGAGGGAUGGUGAUGGGAGGUGGUAUUUCCUCGAUCGGCUGGGGGAUACGUUCCGGUGGAAGAGUGAGAAUGUGUCCACGGCAGAAGUGGCCCAAGUACUGGGCCGGUAUCCUGGCAUCCAGGAAGCCAAUGUGUAUGGAGUGAAAGUGCCUCAUCAUGAAGGCCGCGCAGGAUGUGCGGCCUUAUUGCUCAGUCCUGAGGCCCGCAGCGGGUUUGACGGGCAGGGACUGGCCCGGUUCGCGCGUGCACAGCUGCCGCGGUAUGCGGUGCCGGUCUUCUUGCGCGUCGUGGAACAGUCAUGGCAUAUUCAUAACCAUAAGCAGAACAAGGGGCCGCUGCGCCAGGAGGGCGUGGAGCCUGGCAAGUUGGGGUCGAAGGUGGUGCAGGGCCACCGCGACCGGCUGUUUUGGUUGCCUCCGGGGUCGGAGGGCUACAUAGAGUUUGGUGAGAAAGAUUGGCAGCGUCUCGCGGGGGGUGAGGCGAAGUUGUAA
This is a messenger RNA of Aspergillus eucalypticola CBS 122712, 1806 nucleotides long. Its product is annotated as putative very-long-chain acyl-CoA synthetase family protein (CefD1). The record is from RefSeq and is a predicted model, not a curated record. Gene Ontology annotation, molecular function: long-chain fatty acid-CoA ligase activity; long-chain fatty acid transmembrane transporter activity. The coding region runs from base 1 to 1806 and encodes 601 amino acids. The transcript is spliced from 2 exons. NCBI's taxonomy places the organism in Eukaryota, Fungi, Ascomycota, Eurotiomycetes, Eurotiales, Aspergillaceae.